This is a messenger RNA of Sphenostylis stenocarpa, 2775 nucleotides long. The record is from the annotation of a GenBank genome assembly. NCBI's taxonomy places the organism in Eukaryota, Viridiplantae, Streptophyta, Magnoliopsida, Fabales, Fabaceae.
AUGGCGAAGGGCACCGAUUCCGACGAGUUCGUGUUACUUUCAAGGGUCCGUACGGGUCUGAAGAGGGAGUUUGCGUUCGCAAUGAAGGCUCAAUCUGAGAUCUGCGGCGGUUCUCUUGGUCGAACGCGGGCCAGCAAGAACCGGCCCGAGGCUCCUGUUCAGACGGCUUCUACCCGUAAACGGUACAGGAAGACCGCGGAGCCGAAAGCGUCGGAGGACGUCAUGAGCGAGGAAGAGGCUAAGAGCGACGUGGUGGAUCUUCAGAGCGACGAUGAACCAAAGAAUAAUCACGCGGGAGAAUCAGAAUCUGCGACAAUGUUGGAUUGUGAAGAGGAACCGAAGAGUGAUGUGGCGAUGGAAACUGUCAUCAGCGAAGAGGAACCGAAGGUGUUGGAAACAAUUAUCAGCGAAGAGGAGCCGAAGGUGUUGGAAACAAUUAUCAGCGAAGAGGAGCCGAAGGUGUUGGAAACUAUUAUCAGCGAAGAGGAGCCGAAGGUGUUGGAAACUAUUAUCAGUGAGGAGGAACCGAAGGUGUUGGAAACUGUUAUGGGCGAAGAGGAGCCAAAGGUGUUGGAUAGUAUUGUCAACGAGGAGGAACCUGUUGUGGCGGAGACGUUGAAGGAAGAGGUUGUGAAUGAGAUGGUACAUCCUGUUAGCGAAAUUAACGAGGAAUCAGCAGAGAAGGAUAUUUCGGGAGAGAAGGAUCCUUGUGGGGAAACCCUUGUUUUGGAGAAUGAUGGUGACAAGGGGAAGAAAAAGAAGAAGAGAAUGAAAAAGCGAUUGGAGGGGCCUCAGACUGUAAGAAGGUUUACGCGGUCGGCAUUGAAGGUAAAUUCCGAGGAAACAAACGAUAGAAAAUAUGUUGGUGUGGUUGGACAUAAUGAUGGUAUUAAAAGGGAAACAGAAACCGAAGCUUCGGUGUUAAUGACUACUCCUAGUUCGGGAAGAUUUUCGAAUUCUAGGUUGAGGAAGUUUCCUACCAAGUUGAAGGAUCUUUUGGCUACGGGGAUUCUUGACGAAAUGCCGGUGAGGUACAUGAAGGGAUCAAAGGCACGGAAAAAUGGAGAAACAGGGCUUCAAGGAGUGAUUCGACACUCUGGGGUUUUGUGCUUUUGUGAGAGUUGUAGGGGGGCUGAGGUAGUCACGCCCACUGUGUUUGAGUUGCAUGCCGGCAGUGCAAAUAAACGACCCCCUGAGUAUAUUUACAUGGAUAGUGGGAAUUGUGGAAAUAACCUCCGUGAUGUCAUGAAUGCCUGCUGCGAUUUGCCAUUGGAGUCAAUGGAGGAAGCCGUCCAAAAACUCCUUGGAGCGUGCAAGGGUGUGUCAAAGCUAGUAUGUGAAUCUUGCAUAUUAAGCCCCCCUCAAACAGCCACAGCUAGUAGCAAAAAAAUUUCACCCCCAGUGCAACCAAGAUCACCAGAGACAGUAAUGGUUCAAAAAUUAGACAAUGUGAUGCAGCCAACUUCAUUCGACAAUGGGGUGCAGUUAAUUUCACUGGAUAAUGGUGUACUGCCAAACUCGUUAAACAAUUGGGUGCAGCCAAACUCAUUAAACAGUGAGAUGAAGCCAACUUUGUUAAAUAGUGGGAUGAAGCCAAAUUCAUUAAAGAAUGGGAUGAAGCACAGUGCAUCUCGUGGUAAGAGUCAGGGAAGACUUACUAGGAAGGAUCUGCGCUUGCACAAGUUGGUAUUUGAGGCAGAUGUUUUGCCAGAUGGAACUGAAGUAGCCUACUAUGCUCAUGGACAGAAACUGUUGGUUGGUUACAAAAAGGGAUAUGGAAUAUUUUGUACCUGCUGCAACUCUGAGGUCAGUGCCUCUCAGUUUGAAGCACAUGCUGGCUGGGCAUCUCGACGAAAGCCUGGUACUUGGUAUUGUAAGUAUUGCCAGAAUGUUUUCCAGAAAGAUAGGCAGGGGCAACACAAUGUGAAUGCUCUGGCAGCUGGAAGGAUUGAAGGAACUGAUAUUUUGGAACAGAUGAACCCAAGAUGUAUACGGGUUGUCAAAACUGUGGAAGUUGACCAUGGUGGAUGUGCCUUGUGCAGUCGUCACAAUUUCAGUAAAAGCUUUGGUCCUCGAACAGUAAUUAUUUGUGAUCAGUGUGAGAAAGAAUAUCAUGUUGGAUGUUUGAAGGAUCAUAACAUGCAGAACCUUGAGGAAUUGCCUGAAGGGAACUGGUUUUGUAGCACAACUUGCACUCAAAUUCAUUCUGCUUUGGUGAGUUUGGCGGCUUGUGGGGAAAAAAAUAUUCCAGAUUCCCUUCUAAGUUUGAUAAAAAAGAAGCACGAAGAGAAAAGUGUAGACAUUGAUGGUGGUCUUGAUGUUAAGUGGAGGGUUAUAAACUGGAAACUAGAUGAUUCUGUUGAAAAUAGGAAAAGGCUUUCAAAAGCUGUUGCUAUUUUCCAUGAAAGGUUUGAUCCUAUAGUUGAUUCAACAUCUGGCCGAGAUUUCAUUCCAACAAUGUUGUUUGGUAGGAACAUUCGGGGUCAAGAUUUUAGUGGAAUGUACUGUGCAGUGCUUACUGUCAAUGGCGAUAUUGUGUGCGCUGGAGUGUUUCGUGUCUUUGGGUCAGAAAUUGCAGAGCUUCCGUUGGUGGCGACAACUUCUGAUCAACAAGGACAGGGCUAUUUUCAGUGUCUAUUUUCUUGUAUUGAGACGUUACUUCGAUCUUUAAAUGUGAAAAACCUUGUCCUACCAGCCGCUGAUGAAGCCGAAUCAAUAUGGACUGGUAAAUUUGGGUUUUCAAAGCUGCCACAAGAUGAGGUAUCCGUAUUGUAA